Messenger RNA from Durio zibethinus, 1579 nucleotides. RefSeq names its product AP-1 complex subunit mu-2. The record is from RefSeq and is a predicted model, not a curated record. Gene Ontology annotation, biological process: intracellular protein transport; vesicle-mediated transport. Gene Ontology annotation, cellular component: clathrin adaptor complex. Lineage: Eukaryota; Viridiplantae; Streptophyta; Magnoliopsida; Malvales; Malvaceae.
GAGCUCACCGUUGUCCUUCCAUUUAUAAUCUCAAAUAGAAAGGAAAAUAAUUCACUCUGGGCAGAUCGUAACGAACAUUCCCAAAUUAUGAUUCAGCUUCAACAAGCUCGCCCAGCUUUAUACUUUCUUCAUUUAGAUCUUUCCUCUCGCAUCAUUCCCAGGCUCUGAUUCAAUCAGAUCUUAACAAAACCUUGAACCACACCGAUCUGAUCUGCAAAUUACUAGGGACUCGUAGGACGACCAAACAAAAAAAAGAGAAAUGGCAGGGGCAGCAUCGGCCCUAUUCCUUCUAGAUAUAAAGGGCCGCGUUCUGGUGUGGCGUGAUUACCGUGGCGACGUCUCCGCCACUCAAGCUGAGCGCUUUUUCACCAAACUCAUCGAAAAGGAGGGGGAUCCGCAGUCACAAGAUCCAGUGGUGUACGAUAAUGGAGUUACGUACAUGUUUAUACAGCACAGCAACGUUUACUUGAUGACCGCGACGAGGCAGAAUUGCAAUGCCGCCAGUCUUCUUUUCUUCCUUCACCGUCUAGUUGAUGUCUUUAAGCAUUAUUUUGAGGAGUUAGAAGAGGAAUCGCUUAGGGAUAACUUUGUUGUAGUGUAUGAGUUACUUGAUGAGAUUAUGGAUUUUGGCUACCCUCAAUACACUGAAGCAAAAAUACUUAGUGAAUUUAUCAAGACUGAUGCAUAUAGGAUGGAAGUUACUCAGAGGCCUCCAAUGGCUGUUACUAAUGCAGUCUCUUGGAGGAGUGAAGGGAUAAACUACAAGAAGAAUGAAGUUUUUUUGGAUGUGGUAGAAAGUGUGAACAUACUUGUCAACAGCAAUGGACAGAUAAUUAGGUCGGAUGUUGUUGGGGCAUUGAAGAUGAGAACUUAUUUGAGUGGUAUGCCCGAGUGUAAGCUUGGCCUAAAUGAUAGAGUAUUGCUUGAGGCACAAGGCCGAGCUACAAAGGGAAAGGCAAUUGAUUUGGAGGAUAUAAAGUUUCAUCAGUGUGUUCGUCUGGCCCGAUUCGAAAAUGACCGAACUAUAUCCUUCAUACCACCCGAUGGGUCCUUUGAUCUCAUGACAUAUAGACUUAGUACUCAGGUAAAGCCUCUCAUCUGGGUAGAAGCUCAAGUUGAAAAACAUUCAAGAAGCCGAGUUGAGAUUAUGGUAAAGGCCAGGAGUCAGUUCAAGGAGCGCAGCACUGCUACAAAUGUGGAGAUUGCGGUGCCUGUGCCUGCUGAUGCUUCUAGUCCAAAUGUUCGUACAUCAAUGGGGUCUGCAACGUACGCACCUGAAAAUGAUGCAUUAAUGUGGAAAAUAAGAUCUUUUCCUGGUGGCAAGGAGUAUAUGUUGAGGGCAGAGUUUUCUCUUCCUAGCAUAACAGAUGAAGAGGCAACUCCAGAGAGAAAAGCUCCUAUACGUGUGAAGUUUGAGAUUCCUUAUUUUACUGUUUCUGGGAUACAGGUUCGUUAUUUGAAGAUUAUUGAGAAAAGUGGUUACCAGGCUCUUCCAUGGGUACGGUACAUAACAAUGGCUGGCGAGUAUGAACUAAGACUUAUUGGAUAGCCAUUUCUUUAUGUUUACAUUUCCAAUUCA